Kalmanozyma brasiliensis GHG001 is the source of this 1926-nucleotide messenger RNA. RefSeq names its product Ysc84 actin-binding domain protein. Gene Ontology annotation, molecular function: actin filament binding; phosphatidylinositol binding. The coding region runs from base 1 to 1926 and encodes 641 amino acids. The record is from RefSeq and is a predicted model, not a curated record. Gene Ontology annotation, cellular component: actin cortical patch. Gene Ontology annotation, biological process: actin cortical patch localization; actin filament bundle assembly. The transcript has a single exon. NCBI's taxonomy places the organism in Eukaryota, Fungi, Basidiomycota, Ustilaginomycetes, Ustilaginales.
AUGGGCAACCCCAUCCCCGUCAACCUCGAGCAGGAAUGCCGCAAAGCCACCAAGAUCCUCAACGAAUUCGUCGACCCGGUCAACGGCCUCGACAAGAUCGUCCCCAUCAGCGUCCUCUCCAAAGCCAAAGGUUUUGCCAUCUUCACCGUCUUUCGCAUCGGCUUCCUCCUCUCCGCCCGCGCCGGCUCUGGCGUCGUAGUGGCCAAAGCUGACGAUGGUCGGUGGUCCGCCCCUGCUGCGAUUGGCAUCGGCGGUCUCGGUGGCGGCUUCAAUGCCGGUGCUGAAGUGACUGAUUUCCUCAUUGUUCUCAACUCGAAAUCGGCCGUUCGAUCGUUUAUGGCCACGGGCUCGCUGCAGCUUGGUGGCAACAUGUCGGUCGCCGUCGGCCCGCUGGGCAGGUCUGCAGAGGCAAGUGGGAGCGUCAACACUAAGGGUCGGGUCGCUGCGAUGUUCUCGUACUCCAAGUCGAAAGGUCUGUACGGAGGCAUCUCGGUGGAGGGCACAGUGCUGGUCAACCGCGAGGACGCCAACGUCAAAGCGUACGGUCAGUAUGCCAAAAACCCCAAGCAGAUCCUCUCUGGUGCCGUCGAUCGACCGCCCUGGGCCUCCGGGCUCGUUCAGACCAUCGAACGCUUCACACUCGCCAACACGCCCAGCAAGGACCUCGACGGCGAGUACUUCAACUACGACGACACGAGCAGCUUUCACGGCCGCGGAUACGGCGGGAGUGGCGGAGGCCGAGGCGAGGAGAGCUACGAUACGGUGGACAGUCGCGAUCUCGAGAAGCUUUCGCGGCCUGGUGGGCAACGUCGAUCAUCACGCAGCAGCCAGCUGGAGGACCUCCCUGAUCGCUUUGACGACAUUGGCCUCCGAGACCGGGACCGCGAUCGCGAUUCGUUCGAGGACCGAGACCGCCGUCGCAAGGACGACGACUAUGACAACCGCUCCCACGGCACCUACGGCUUUGGCACAUCAGCCGGGAUCAGCAACACGCCUCCUCGUGCCAGCUCGGCUGCCUCGCAACGCAUGUCGGCCAUCCGCACGCGCUCCGGUAGCAUCGCCUCCAACCUCAGCUUUGGCAGCAAGAAGAAGCUCGAUCGUUCCGGCCCCACGCCGCCGCCGGACUGGGAUGCGAUCCCAGGUCAAAGUAAUGGUGGCGCGUGGGGCAAGUCGAAUAACAUGGACAUGAUGGACUCGCUCGACCGCGAGCUCCAGGGUGGCAGCCCGUCGGCGACGCGCAAGUCCAGCUACGGCCCCUCAGGCAGCGGCCACAACGGCGAUGAUCGGGCCCGGAGUGGAAGCCUGAGCAACACACGGGGAAGCUCCAACACCCCCGCUGGCUGGUCCCAGUUCAGUUCGGAUGCUCACGAUGACCUCUUUGGUGACAAGACUCAACAGACCAGGGAUCCGUUCGAGGACCUCGCGUCCACGAGCCCCUAUGGGAGCGGCAGCAGCAACGGUCACUCUCGCACCAAGUCCGCGUACGAUGGUGCCGCCCCGCCUCCAUCCAAGACCGGAUCCAGGUUCGGCCGCUUCCGCACCCCUAGCCCGGGUAGCAGCGCCUUUGGAAGGAAGAAGACUCCAACCAUUCCGGAGGACGACACGAACGGCUACGGCGAUCGGCAGAACGUCUCGCUUAUCAGCCCGUCGGCGCUGGAUGAGUACCGGAACGGCGAUAGUAGGGUUAGGAAGGACAGCUUUUCGCUGGCGAGCGAGAAUGCCAGCGUGCCCGUGAUCGAGCGGGUCAUUGCGCUGUACGACUUCGAGGCGCAGGAGGAGGGCGAUUUGGGCUUCCAGAAGGGCCAGGUGAUUGCCGUGACGAAGAAGACCGAUAGCACGGACGAUUGGUGGCAGGGGCGGGUCGAGGCCGGAGUCAGCUCCAGCAAGACAGGAAUCUUUCCAAGAAAUUACACGGCCCCUCUCUGA